Molecule: messenger RNA, 1155 nt
Organism: Paecilomyces variotii
Lineage: Eukaryota; Fungi; Ascomycota; Eurotiomycetes; Eurotiales; Thermoascaceae
Exons: 3
Coding region: 138-1046 (302 amino acids)
Cellular component (GO): RNA polymerase II transcription regulator complex
Molecular function (GO): DNA-binding transcription activator activity, RNA polymerase II-specific; transcription cis-regulatory region binding
Source: RefSeq, a predicted model, not a curated record
CGGUGCAGCCCGCGUCCAUCUCCGCUCAACGUCUCUUAGAUUCUCACUGUCCAUCAACAUCGCUCCUGAGAUUGUCAGAGCCAAGAGUCUUUAUUGUCAGAGUCAUAGCCUCGAAGGAGGUCCUUCAAGUGCAUACAAUGGACUACUCCUAUUACACAACGCCUCAUCAGUCCUUCGCUCCGUUUGGGCUCUCAACGCCUCAGCCACCGAACACUCAAACAGAGAACUUCAGGGGCGCACCUCAUUCAGAUCACUUCAAUCCACCUCCUCCAUACGAUCCCUUUGCCGACUCCUUUCGCUUUGACCCGAAUACCCUGAUCGGGCCCGUUCCACCCCAUUCUCCGCCAGAUUCUUUCUCGAAGAAUUCAAGUACGAGCAACGAUUUUCCGGCGGAUCCUUCCCAGCAGACUUCCCCCGAGACGGGCGAAGACGCGAUCGGAGAACACAAUGCCGGCCGGAGUAGCAGUGAGGAGAAGGAGUCAUUGACUCCAGCUCAGAGUAGGAGAAAGGCGCAAAAUCGAGCCGCUCAACGAGCGUUUCGUGAGAGGAAAGAACGCCACGUCCGCGAACUGGAACAGAAGCUCAACGACCUAGAGCAAGCAUCCACCACCUUACAUGCGGAUAAUGAGCGUCUCAAGCGUGAACUGGCUAAAUACGCCACUGAAAAUGAGAUCCUACGUGCUACUGCCCACUCCGGUCUGGGCUCGAACAAUGGCCGUGGACCCCAAGAAGCCACGACUACUGGUCCGAUGCAGUUUUCCCCUACGGACUUCUACUCCAGUGUUCUAAAAGAAGGAGAGCCAAGUCCCGUCCACCGGAUAACCGUCAGUGAGGAGACGGGUGAGAGACUCUUGGAUGCUGGCGCCACCUGGGACCUGAUCCAGCAGCACGAAAUGUUUAAACGGGGUCUAGUGGACAUUGGUGUUGUCUGCGAGAGACUCAGGGGUGUCGCACGCUGCGAUGGUCAGGGUCCCGUCUUUGAAGAAUCUCGCAUACGGAAGGCCAUCGAGGAGAGUGUCGCAGGUGGCAGCGACGAAUUGAUCUGAAAAACAGCAUGGAGCUGGUCAUACAGGGGAGGAUUCCUCAUAUUUCCUUUUUUUUUUUACGCUCACAUAUCUUAUCCGGUGCUCGGGGCUUUUUUUCUUUCCUACUACU